GGCCCCCGCGCAUGGGGGGGCCGCCCCGGACAUGCCCUUCUCGCCGCUCGGCUUCGCUCUCCUGCUGCUGGCGGCCGCGGGAAGGUCCCUCCCGGCGAGGCGGAGUUCAGAUGGGUCUCUAUCUGAAGUUAUGCAGAAGUGGAAGGAGUACCAGCUCCAAUGCCAAAAAUACUUAUAUGAGACACCCCCUAUUGUUUCAGAAGGCAAGUUUUGCAACAGAACAUUUGAUGACUAUGCCUGCUGGCCAGAUGGACUGCCUGGCACCUAUGUGAAUGUCAGCUGCCCCUGGUAUCUUCCCUGGGCUAAUGCAGUGCUGCAUGGGCAGGUGUACCGGUUCUGCACCUUGGAGGGGACAUGGCUGCUGAAGGAGAAUUCAACUCUGCCCUGGAGGAACCUGUCUGAAUGUGAGUCCUCUGACCAGGAUGCACCAGAAGAACAGCUCCUGAAUUUGUCCAUCAUAUACACCAUUGGAUAUGCUCUUUCCUUCUCUGCCCUUGUAAUAGCAACUGCCAUUCUUCUUGGAUUCAGACAUCUGCAUUGCACAAGGAAUUACAUUCACCUGAAUCUCUUCACCUCUUUCAUCCUCCGAGCUAUAUCUGUUUUCAUUAAAGAUUCAGUGGUGAAGUGGAUGUACAGCACAGCCACACAAGAGCACCAGUGGGAAGGACUUAUUGCCUUCCAGGAAUCACUCAGCUGCCGGUUGGUCUUUGUGAUGAUGCAGUAUUGUGUGGCUGCAAACUACUACUGGUUGCUGGUGGAAGGCAUGUACCUUUACACACUGCUGGUACUUUCGGUCUUCUCUGAGCAAAGGAUUUUUCGGCUUUAUCUCUGCAUUGGCUGGGGUGUGCCAAUGCUGUUUGUUAUCCUCUGGGGAACUGUCAAGUACCUUUAUGAAGAUGAAGGUUGCUGGACCAGAAACUAUAACAUGAAUUACUGGCUGAUCAUCAGACUGCCCAUUCUCAUUGCCAUUGGGGUAAAUUUCCUCAUCUUUAUCAGAGUUAUAUGCAUCAUCAUCUCCAAACUACAGGCUAAUUUGAUGUGCAAAACUGACAUAAAAUGCAGGUGGAGAAAAAGAUACGCAGGAAGACAUCACAGGCUGGCCAAGUCUACGUUGACUCUGAUCCCACUGCUGGGGACCCAUGAGGUCAUCUUUGCCUUUAUUACGGAUGAGCAUGCCAGAGGGAUGCUGCGCUUUGUGAAGCUUUUUACUGAACUCUCCUUUGCUUCAUUCCAGGGGCUGAUGGUUGCAAUUCUUUACUGUUUCAUCAAUAAUGAGGUUCAGAUGGAGUUUCGGAAAAGCUGGGAGCGCUGGAGAUUAGAACAUUUGUAUGUCCAGAGAGACAGCAGUAUGAAACCUCUGAAAUGUCCAGCCAACAGCAUCAGUAGCGGAGGCACGGUAGGCAGUAGUGUCUAUGCUGCCACUUGUCAGGCCACAUUCAGCUGAGAUUUCUGCAGGUGAAUCAGACUGAGAACAAUGAACUGUAUGAUAUACCUGAAAACCCUUAAAUACCCAAGCAAGUGGCUUAAGUAUGCCAUCUCCAGCAAGAAACUUAAGCAUAUGCUGCUCAUUGCCUGCAGGCUGUUGGACAAAGGUUUCUAGCGAAAGCAAUCUGCUAAUGUAAUCAACACAUCAGAGGAAAAAUUGAUCACGUCUAAAGUAAGUUAAAAGAGUUUCCUCCUAUUUGCACACAAGGCCUCCAGGUGUCCAAAACUUAAGCAUAGCAUUGAUCCAGUCUGAAACCACAGGGUCAAUGGCUUAUUACUGUUGAGUGGGCGAGCUGAGUGAUUGACUGAUUAAAUUACAAGGAUACAGAAUAUGAUUAUUGCCAAAAAAUAUGUUUAGACUUUUAUGGGGACAGGGUAAGGUCACCAUUUAUAGAAAAAAAAUAAUUUAGUGGGACACAACUCAUGUUUUAGGGAAGAACCAGUUUUGUAGUAGGAGUUUCCCAAAGUUAAAGUUGAAAAUAUGCUAACCUUUUUUCUGUGUAGGUGAAGGACAGCAUCCUGAAGGUUUAUCAAUUUACAGCAGGUAGUUUGGUGAACACUUGAACACUUCUGAAUGCUCUUUUUAAGCUUCACUUGCAAAAAAAAAAAAAAAAAAAA
Molecule: messenger RNA, 2103 nt
Organism: Lepidothrix coronata (blue-crowned manakin)
Lineage: Eukaryota; Metazoa; Chordata; Aves; Passeriformes; Pipridae
Gene: GLP1R
Product: glucagon like peptide 1 receptor
Exons: 14
Coding region: 32-1444 (470 amino acids)
Biological process (GO): cell surface receptor signaling pathway; adenylate cyclase-activating G protein-coupled receptor signaling pathway
Cellular component (GO): plasma membrane
Molecular function (GO): glucagon receptor activity; peptide hormone binding
Source: RefSeq, a predicted model, not a curated record